AGUUCAUGAAUUUUCUGAUCAUUCUCCUCAGACCCUCCAAAGACACACGUGACCCACCACCCCAUCUCUGACCGUGAGGUCACCCUGAGGUGCUGGGCCCUGGGCUUCUACCCUGUGGAGAUCACCCUGACCUGGCAGCGUGAUGGGGAGGACCAGACCCAGGACAUGGAGCUCGUGGAGACCAGGCCCGACGGGAACGGGGCCUUCCAGAAGUGGGUAGCACUGGUGGUGCCUUCUGGAGAGGAGCAGAGAUACACCUGCCACGUGCAGCAUGAGGGGCUGCCCAAGCCCAUCCCCCUGAGAUGGGGUGGAAAAGGAGGGAUCUACGUUCAGGCUGCAAACAGUGACAGUGCCCAGGGCUCUGAUGUGUCUCUCACAGCUUCUAAAGCAUGAGACAGUUAGUUGCUUUAUGGCGGAACAAGUGAUGCAAGAUUUGUUCAUGCUCCCACUUCGUCACUUGAAGAACCUCUGAUUUCUCUUUCUGCAAAGGGCAUCUGAAUGUGUCUGCAUUCCUAUCAGCGUAAUGUGAGGAGGUGGGGAGACUGGCCCACCCCCCGCCCACCAAACCCCGCCUCUCCCCACACUGACCUUCGUGUCUUCCCUGAUCCAUUCUCCUGUUCCAGCAGAGGCUGUGCCAUUCCUGUCCCUGUCUU
Pteropus alecto (black flying fox) is the source of this 653-nucleotide messenger RNA. Its product is annotated as class I histocompatibility antigen, Gogo-B*0101 alpha chain. The coding region runs from base 166 to 393 and encodes 75 amino acids. The transcript has 4 exons. The record is from RefSeq and is a predicted model, not a curated record. Gene Ontology annotation, molecular function: signaling receptor binding; peptide antigen binding. Lineage: Eukaryota; Metazoa; Chordata; Mammalia; Chiroptera; Pteropodidae. Gene Ontology annotation, cellular component: external side of plasma membrane. Gene Ontology annotation, biological process: antigen processing and presentation of endogenous peptide antigen via MHC class Ib; positive regulation of T cell mediated cytotoxicity; antigen processing and presentation of endogenous peptide antigen via MHC class I via ER pathway, TAP-independent.